AUGUUUACCUCGAGCGGUUGUAGCGGUACAUGCUCUGGACCAACAAAUGCACGGCGUUUGUACUUCAUGUUGCGGGUUUGUGCUGCGCUUUUGUGGGUUCCGCAUUGUGCCGCGUCAUGGUGGGUUGCAAGCACCAAUCAGGAGGUGCUUCAUGUAUUAAUUUUUCAUGUACUCGCCAUUGCCUUGACGUAUUACCUGGCGGUGUAUAAAUCCUGUGGGGAUUAUUUAUUGAUUGUAUCAUGGGCUAUUGGUGUAUUGAGCAGAAGCACUUGGGUAACACCUAAAGCAGGUGGUAGUGUUGUUAUUCAUCAUAAUGCAGCCCCUUCUGUGUUACAUUUGAGUACUCAAAAUAAUAAUUUUAGCGCUGCAGACGGCAGUCGUGAUGUUAAUGGCGAUGGCGAUGUCAAUGGUUUGAUGGCCGCUGUUUCGGCCUUAUCAUCAACUGCGGAGGGUUCACGACUUUUAUGGUUGGGGGUUUCCAUGUUGAAUGGCAUUAUUGGAGGGGCUUUGUGCAAACUGAAGGAUCUGGAUGAGGACCGUUAUUACCCAACACUUGAUUUAGGAGCCAGGUUGUAUGUUGUGGUUCCUUUCUGUACGGGGCAGUGGUUUUACUUCCUCUUACGCAAUGGUUGGAGGGGAAUCUUGUUGGAAAAUCUUACAAUUAUUAUUGUCCUUGCGAUAGUGGGUUACACCGUUUUGACUUACAAGUUAUUAAAGAAACACACCCCACUGGCGCACGGUGAUGUUAUUGGUUGCUUCUGUGCGCUGUUGACAACAUCGUUCGGUGUUGUGUUUGCUGCUGUGUUGGUUGGCAACAUAUUUUUCACUGUGCUGGUGAUCCCGUUUCUUAAGUCACUUUUUUCGUUAAAUGCACUCGUUAGUUCGCUAGGUAUUGUGAUGGAGAUCAUUGUGUAUGAAAUUAUAUAA
Molecule: messenger RNA, 927 nt
Organism: Trypanosoma brucei brucei TREU927
Lineage: Eukaryota; Euglenozoa; Kinetoplastea; Trypanosomatida; Trypanosomatidae
Exons: 1
Coding region: 1-927 (308 amino acids)
Source: RefSeq, a predicted model, not a curated record